UCAGGCGAGGGGACGAACCAAGUGGACAGACAUGUUCAUGUGAACGUUUCUGUGGUUGUGUGAGUUUAAAGAAACAUGUCUGUGGCUUUGUCGCGCUGUCUCUGCAGGGUUUUGUCCCGACAGACCGCUUCCUCAAGCUUCCUGCUCGGGGAACAUCACUGUGCUGGACAGAGUCCUUGGUUUUCACCAGUGAUGACACUGAAGACGUCUGCUCCACUGAGAGCUGAGCCCAAAAAGAAGAAGAAAGUGGACCCAAAAAGGGAGCAGCUGAUGAGAGACAGGCUGAAAAAAAAGCUGAAGAGGCUGGAGAAGGUUCCACCUGAGUUCAUCCCAAUAGAGGACUUCACCACUCCAGUCAAGUGCCUGGACGAAACAAGGGAACGCUCUGCACCAAGGCUGUCAUUUGAAGAAAGCGAGCGUCGAGCCCUGCUGCUGAAGGAGUGGGGUCGAUACAAACAGGAGCAGCACAUGGCUGAAAUGAAAGCUGUUGAACAUGCUCUAGAAGCCCAGAGGGAGGCACUGGAGGAGCUCAAAUUAGAGUCUGAGGAACUGUACCAGCAGGCACUGAAGCCAGACCCCCUUCUGUUUCCCUUCACUCAUGAAGGUCCCGCCUACACACCACCACAGACUAUGUAUGACGCUCCUGAAGGGAAAUUUAAUGACAUCACUAAAGUUUACACACAGUGACGAGCCUGAAACAGCUGUGGGGCCAGCCUGUGUGUCUCGUCAUGGACGUAGUGUGUUGUUGUCUAUAUGUGAUUCAAUAAGCCAAGAUGCAGCCUUUUAAUAGUCUGCACGUGUAUGUGUGAAGGACACACAUGUAUGUUUUCAUGAAUUGCAGAGUCACCAGAGUUGUUUGAUUUCUGUAUCAAAUGCAACAACAUUCAUGGAAAUUAUUUUCCACAUUUACAUCUCUGUAUACAAAAUAACAGAAGAAAACUAAAAAUAAAAAAUGUUUUUUUAUUUUGCCAAUUUGUUUAGAAUACUUUGAAACAAUUUGUGUUAUUUAAGUGUAAAGCCAUAAUGGCAUAAAAUAGCACAAUUCUGUUGAAACUGUAGAGCUGAAUUCUGUCAUUAUUCAUACCAA
This is a messenger RNA of Chelmon rostratus (copperband butterflyfish), 1087 nucleotides long. RefSeq names its product mitochondrial ribosomal protein L40 (gene mrpl40). Gene Ontology annotation, cellular component: mitochondrial large ribosomal subunit; mitochondrial ribosome. The transcript has 5 exons. The record is from RefSeq and is a predicted model, not a curated record. Bases 76 to 687 code for a protein of 203 amino acids. Lineage: Eukaryota; Metazoa; Chordata; Actinopteri; Chaetodontiformes; Chaetodontidae.